GAACAGAAAUGUGGUUCUGAUGAAACUUGUAUGUAGUGGAUGUAACCUACUGGCUGGAAAAACUAUAACCAGAACAAUUAUCAGUGCUUCAGUAUUAUUAAAAACAAAUACCAGGUGGCAUCUGUCCUGGCUACGAGUCUCUUUGUUCUUUUAGUUAAUGACCCAAACGAUGAAGAAUAUAUUUAUUACACUUGCAGAGGACACAAACCAAGGAGGGACCAAGCUCUUGGCCAACCAUUUUGUGGACCAAGAUGAGAAUUCAAAAGGCACAGACAAGCUGAAGGAGCACCACAGGGAAAACCAGAAUGAGAUUCAGCGGGGAGAAGUACAACGCCAUGAGGAAUAACCGCAAACCAAUUUAUAAUGCACAUGGUCACCCGGUAUUUUCCCCUUGGCCCCACUUUUCAUAUAGACAGCGGCAAGGAGCUGCUUUUUUAUGCUGCUGCUUCACAGUGCCACCGCUCGGCAUUUCAUCUGGGAGGGCCUUGGUCUGUUCCACCAAGGUCCGGAGCCUCAGCACUUCUCUCACGGCAAAAUGCUCCAUCUCCAGCAAGCUCUCAGCUCUCCCCGGGGCCUCCUGGGUCCGCCGGGGCUCCAGGCCUCCCGGGUUGGGCAGGGGCCGGGGCACCGGCCGAGCGGGGAGAAGCCCGGCGCGGCGCAGGGGGCGGGCCGCGGCGCGGCGAAACGGCGCCAUCUCAGCGCGCCCGGGGCGGGGAGGCGGCGGGCGGCAUGGGGGCUCUCGCCUGGCGUUGGGCGCUGCGCGCCGCUCGCUUCCCCGUCGGCAGCGGGAGGGCUCUAACGGCGCCGGCGCGCCACCCGGGCUGUGGGCCCGCCGCUGGCGCCGCUCCGUUUGCCGAUUCCGCGUCCUCAAGCUCCAGGGAUGAAGCUCUGAGGGACAAACGUGCCCAGAUCCUGUCGCGUGGGCUGCCGAAACAGAAGCCCAUAGAAGGAGUUAAGCAGGUGGUUGUCUUGGCUUCUGGAAAAGGGGGAGUUGGAAAAUCAACAACAGCAGUAAAUAUAGCCCUCGCCCUAGCAGCAAAUGAUUCGACAAAAGAAGUUGGUUUACUUGAUGCAGACAUAUAUGGACCUUCAAUUCCAAAGAUGAUGAACUUAAAAGGAAACCCAGAAGUAACACCAAAAAAUCUAAUGAGGCCCCUUAAGAAUUAUGGAAUCGCAUGCAUGUCUAUGGGUUUCUUGAUAGAAGAGACUGCCCCAGUUGUGUGGAGAGGGCUCAUGGUAAUGUCAGCUGUUGAGAAAUUGUUGAGACAGGUUGACUGGGGUCAAUUGGACUACCUGGUAAUUGACAUGCCACCUGGGACUGGAGAUGUACAGCUGUCAGUCUCACAGAAUGUUCCAAUUGCAGGAGCUGUGAUCAUCUCCACUCCACAAGAUGUGGCUUUAUUGGAUGCACGCAAAGGAGCUGAAAUGUUUAGAAAAGUCCAUGUGCCUGUUUUAGGACUGGUUCAAAAUAUGAGUGUUUUCCAGUGUCCCAAGUGUAAGCAUGAGACACACAUUUUCGGAGCUGACGGUGUAAGAAAUCUAGCAAAAACCCUCGGAUUGGAUAUUUUAGGAGACAUUCCACUGCAUGUUAAUAUACGGGAGACAUGUGAUUCAGGACAGCCAGUUGUGAUCUCACAGCCUGAAAGUGAUGCUGCUAAAGCCUAUCUAAAGAUAGCUAUGGAAAUAGUAAGACGACUGCCAGUACCUCCUGCUUGAAGUGUUUAUCGCUGAAACUUACCAAAAAGCGGUCUUUUAGUGCGACCAAUGCAGAAGAGUUCUGCUACCUAAUUUUGUGGAUGUCAUAUUUUAGUUCUAUGAACUUUUUUAGGAGUUAAUUUACCAGAGGUUAAAUUAUGAUUGUGAUAUUUACUGUUUUUUUCAAAUCAUUGUUUGGCCAUGUCCAGAUGGAUUGAAGUAUGCAAAAGGUGAUAGACAAUAUUUAACUGCUGGAUUGUAACAUCGUCAAGCGAACAAGGAUGAAGUACUUUUUUCACAUGUGUCCUGUUUUAAGGCCAAGAAUGAACAACCGCCACUCCAGCCAAGCAGAAUGAUGAGAGGGAUAAGUUCUCCUUAAAAAUUGACAUUUGCAAUACUCUAAUUUCUGUCAAUUUGGGUUCAGCUUUUUACUUGGUUAACUAUCAAGCUGACAUUAAGUUCUGCAUAUUUUUAAGAAGCAAAUUCAGUUAUGUAACUGCAAUACUUUUGUGUGUUCAUCUCAAAAGAAAAUUAAAAAAAAUUCCACGUAUACUCUGAAGAGUUCUUGUGAUGGAUCAUGAGCAAAUUCAUUCAUUAUUGGAUAACGUUCGAUCAGGAGGCAAUUCACAGUUUAGUGGAGAAUGGAUUACAUGACCCCGAGGCUUAUUUCUUGACUUCUUUGCAUUAUAAUGGACCCAGAUAGAAGACUAGGUAACCAAGGUCUUCACUGAAAACCAGAUGUGGUGCCUGAGCUCAGUUUGCCAGGGGAUGCAAAUGAUCAAGAUAAAUUAAAUUUAUGAUUGCAUAUUCCUAUUACUGUGCAACAAAUUGGAAUUUGAAUGUAAAGAUAUAUUUUUGAAGUAAAGAAAAACUUGGUCUUCAAA
This is a messenger RNA of Grus americana (Whooping crane), 2579 nucleotides long. RefSeq names its product NUBP iron-sulfur cluster assembly factor, mitochondrial (gene NUBPL). Gene Ontology annotation, molecular function: ATP-dependent FeS chaperone activity; 4 iron, 4 sulfur cluster binding; ATP binding. The record is from RefSeq and is a predicted model, not a curated record. Lineage: Eukaryota; Metazoa; Chordata; Aves; Gruiformes; Gruidae. Gene Ontology annotation, biological process: iron-sulfur cluster assembly; mitochondrial respiratory chain complex I assembly. Gene Ontology annotation, cellular component: mitochondrion. Bases 364 to 1716 code for a protein of 450 amino acids. The transcript has 11 exons.